AUGUCUUUUGAUCCUCGGAUCUCCUUUUUUGCCCAUGGUGACUCGAAAUGUCUGCCAGAGGUAUCGCCCGAGUUCAUUCAAGCAGCAACGUUCAAGCGCGCAAAAUGUCGAAAGUAUUCACCCUUUGCCAGUGAGAGAUCACGCAUCGGGAUUGUCACGGCGCAUUUUGGCGAGGGCAAGGAGCAUUACCAAAUGGCGUUUCAAACACAUUUGUUCCACUCUUUGGUCCACGGAACAGAAGUUAGGGUCAUGUGCGACCCUAUUGUCGACGACCUGUGGAACAAGCCUGCCUAUAUCUUGGACCUUCUCUUUCGCGAGAUGAUGAAACCAGAGAAGGAACGUCUUGAAUGGAUUCAAUGGGUGGACCGUGAUACUCUCAUUCUCGACCAAUGCCGGCCGAUCUCAAGCUUCCUUCCGCCCGAGAAGGGACGCCGUGGUUCGUGGUGGCGUCGUAACGACGGACAGAAGGAAGAGCAACAAGGCCAGGCAAAUACGACACACUUACUCGUAACUGAAGACUGGAACGGUCUCAACAAUGGGGUAUUCCUUCUUCGCGUGAACAGUUGGGCGAUUGAGCUCUUCACCGCUAUCCUUGCUUUCCGGCACUACAGGCCUGAGGUUGACCUCCCAUUUACCGAGCAAUCCGCCAUGGAACAGGUUCUCCGUACAGAACAGUUCAGGGAUAAAACAAGAUAUGUACCCCAGCAUUGGUUUAAUGCAUACGAAGGGGGUGCAGCACAAUUGUUUGAGGAUCGAGAGGAUGAGGAGGGGUUGAAGCAGUUCCAGGCCAGGAGAGGCGAUUACUUGGUGCAUUUUGCGGGGCACAACAGGAAGGAUCAAGCAAUACGAGAUUGGAAGAGCAUGUUGGAUCAGAGCGGGGAUGUCUGGGAGGGGCAUAGGGUUCAGAGAGACGUGUCACCAGAAAUUGAGACCUUCUGGAAAGGCUUAGGUUACGGAGGGUAG
This is a messenger RNA of Bipolaris oryzae ATCC 44560, 963 nucleotides long. Its product is annotated as glycosyltransferase family 34 protein. Gene Ontology annotation, molecular function: glycosyltransferase activity. The coding region runs from base 1 to 963 and encodes 320 amino acids. Gene Ontology annotation, biological process: protein N-linked glycosylation. NCBI's taxonomy places the organism in Eukaryota, Fungi, Ascomycota, Dothideomycetes, Pleosporales, Pleosporaceae. The transcript is spliced from 2 exons. The record is from RefSeq and is a predicted model, not a curated record. Gene Ontology annotation, cellular component: Golgi membrane.